Messenger RNA from Gymnodraco acuticeps, 2627 nucleotides. RefSeq lists its product as uncharacterized. The record is from RefSeq and is a predicted model, not a curated record. Lineage: Eukaryota; Metazoa; Chordata; Actinopteri; Perciformes; Bathydraconidae.
GCCAGCAGCACCUGCCCUCACACCCCAACUACACCAGCAGAUUGACCAGCACAGCACCUCAGCACACCCGUCAAGGUAAGCAACUUGGCUACCGCCUUAGUAAAUCAUCCAGAUAGACAGUUUGUUUAGUUUCUCACCAAUGGCUUCUCCCAUGGUUUCCACCCAGGCAUAGCAAUACUUCCUGACACAUCUCACAUCUGCCACAACCUUCAGUCCGCUUUAACAGAACCUCACACCGUCGACACCUUACUGGCCAAAGAAGUCAAAGAAGGAUUCAUGAUAGGCCCAUUCGAUAGUCCCCCCUUUCCAGUGUUCCGCAUCAGUCCAAUAGGCAUAGCUACUAGGAAAUACUCCGGGAAAAAGAGGCUCAUAAUAGACCUGUCUUCUCCACACGGCUCAGCCAUCCCGAGCAUUAACAGCGUCAUUCCAAGCCCAGACUUUUCGAUGCAAUACGCAAACAUCGACCACGCCAUCACCCUCAUCCGCUCAGCAGGCUGCGGAGCAUGGCUCUCUAAGGCAGACAUCACCAGUGCAUUCAAGAUCUUGCCUAUUCACCCAGACUUCUGGCGUUUCUUCGGAGUGUACUGGAAGGGAGCCUAUUACUUCUCAGUACGCCUCAUAUUCGGCUGCAGAAGCAGUCCCAAAAUCUUUGAUUCCCUUUCAGAAGCUCUGUGCUGGAUCUUGACAAACAACCACAGACUCCCCUAUGUGCUCCAUCUUCUUGACGACUUUCUCAUCGUCACUCCACCAUCCUCACCCUCCUGCCACGGGCUGAGCACACUCAUACAAAAAUGUUCAGACCUUGGCAUCCCUCUGUCUGAAGAGAAAACCUCAGGGCCUAAAACCUCUAUUGAGUUUCUAGGCAUCACCCUGGACUCAAUGUCUUUCCAGGCUUCUCUACACUCAGAAAAAGUACAGCACAUCACUCUCCUCACGAAACGGCAGCUGUUAGCCCUCCUCAGCCACCUAAAUUACGCCAUCCGCAUAAUACCUCAAGCAAAACCCUUCUUGUCCAACCUGCUGAAAAGAGCGGCGUCAGUUCCCUCCAUCAACUAUCGACUAGUUCUCGACGACACAUGCAAAAUGGAAAUGCACCUUUGGCAGGAUUUCUUGUCCUCGUGGAACGGAUCUUUCUUUUAUGAUGACUUCAUUACCAAACCCGAGGAUAUCCAACUCUUCACUGACGCAGCCCCCUCCAUAGGCUUCGGCGGCUACUAUGCAGGGAGAUGGUUCUCAUCCACCUGUCCCCCAGAGUUCACAGCUCUCAAUUCACAGACGCUUUCUCCUUCAUCCGCACUUCACGAACUAUAUCCCAUCAUCAUAGCUGCCAUUCUUUGGGGGCAUGAAUGGUCUAGGAAAGCUAUACUCAUCCACACCGAUAACAGCGCAGUCGUAGAGAUCCUUAACAAAGGCCGAUCUCGCUCCCUAGCCAUCAUGCAGUUCCUCCGCAGACUCACCUUAAUCUCUGCCCAACACCAGUUCAUCCUCAAAGCAGCACACAUCCCAGGUCAUGAGAAUGGCAUCGCUGACUCUUUGUCUCGUUUCCAAUUUCAGAAAUUCAGAUACUUGGCCCCAGAGGCGGAUCUCCAUCCCAUACCAGUCCCACCGUUUUCAGCCACCACCUUCAACUAAACCCACAACUGGAACUACUCUCACACGCUUCACGGGAAGCCAUCCUCAACAGCCUUGCCCCAAGCACCUUGUCAGCCUAUCUCACCGGCUGGAAUUGCUUUAAGGCAUAUCACGGCGCAUACCAGCUACCAUUCCCCACUCUGGACGUCAUAUCCGUCUGCAAUUUCAUUACUCACGCUCAUUCCAUCCGUAAGUGCCGGACAUCCACCAUUCAGACAUACUUAAUAAUAAUAAUAAUAUAUUUUAUUUAUAAGCGCACUUUUCAUUUGCGUAAACAAAACUCAAAGUGCUACAAAAUUAAAAAUUAAAAAGUGUUGGAGUCAGAGUGGUUUUAAAACCCACCUCGGCUCCGCGUGUUCGUUUGGUGAGCAUCUUGUAAAAUCAUAAAGGAAGGAAUUCAAAGCACCAGAUACAGGGUUAAACAAUAAUCUGUUUUAAUGAUAAAAGGUAAGAAUACAUUACACUUCUCAAAGGGGUAGGCCCACCCCCUGCUCUGGUCCAAAUGCCGGGAGAACCUCAUCGUCUUGACGGCAGGAGGAAAGAGACCGGACACAAGGACUCAACAGGAGAUAUUGUAAAAACAAGGGAGGAGCUGUAUGGAUGCUACCCCCAUACAGGUAAUCUAUUGGCCCAUAUAUAAACGAUGGGCUUUCGUAGCGUAUCAGCGCGCACAUACCGCACAUCUGGUAUUUCUGCAGCUUUCACACACACACAUUCUUCAGACUUCCCUCUCUGCUCCCCUCCCCCAUCUAGUCUCCUGUCCUGCACAACUGCAUCUUAUUUCACAUAGAGUAAUUUAAGCACAUUUAAGCCUACUUCUUCACAAUGUUGUGGCAAUUUAGUACUCACAACAUGAAAGAAUCAAACAGAGAAGUCAAUAGAAUGCAAACACCAGUAUAAUUGAGCAGUUAUUAUACUGCAACGCACACACAUUCUACCCUCUGCUGUCUAUAGCAUAUGUCUAUAUAAGGAUAUUUAGUUUUCACUCCUCAUGU